AUGCAAUUUUCCCCAAACAGUGGAGCUCCAGCAAGACUGUAUAAGAAGGGAGAUCCACAUGACAUCGGCAAAUAUAGCCCAAUCUGCUUCUUGUCCGUCAUCUACAAGCUCUUUACAAGAAUGAUCCUUAAUAGGAUUGAAAAAGUCUUUAAUGAAGGACAGCCAUGCGAGCAAGCAGGAUUUGGAAAAGGAUUCAGCGCGAUUGACCACAUUCACACUGUUUCGAAACUCAUCGAGGUAUCACGAGAGUACAAUAUGCCACUCUGUCUCACCUUCAUCGACUUGAGGAAGGCCUUCGACUCGAUUGAGACGGAAGAGAUCAUGGAAGCCUUGGACAACCAGGGUGCCCCUACUCAGUACAUAAAGAGACUUCGAGAGUUGUACAGCAAUUUCUCGACCGGAAUUUCGCCAUUCUACAAGAAAGCCAUCAUUGACAUGAAGAAGGGGGUCCGACAGGGUGAUACAAUCUCAUCCAAUAUAUUUACAGCCACCCUCGAGAACGCAAUGCAAAAGUUGGAAUGGGACGACAUGGGAGUGAAGGUUGAUGGUCGGUAG
Messenger RNA from Necator americanus (New World hookworm), 555 nucleotides. RefSeq lists its product as uncharacterized. Bases 1 to 555 code for a protein of 184 amino acids. Lineage: Eukaryota; Metazoa; Nematoda; Chromadorea; Rhabditida; Ancylostomatidae. The record is from RefSeq and is a predicted model, not a curated record. The transcript has a single exon.